This is a messenger RNA of Phaedon cochleariae (mustard beetle), 1631 nucleotides long. The record is from the annotation of a GenBank genome assembly. Lineage: Eukaryota; Metazoa; Arthropoda; Insecta; Coleoptera; Chrysomelidae.
CAGAGUGAUUCUAACCUAUAAAAACAAAAAACAUUGAAAAUUUUGAAAUAUUUGUUUUCGUGUGUUUGUUUCACAUAAUUAUCUUUGGAAGCGGUAACGUUUGCUAUUUCAAAAAUUGAGAGCAACAUUAUACAAAUAUCUCGAAUGAAAAUUGCAUAAUAGCAGUAACAUGGAUCAGAUCAGAGGAAAAAUAGAUCAAGCCUGUAGAGUAGCUGAAGAAUUCACUAAGCUUUACUAUGAAACUGUUGAUAAGAGGAGACAUUUGAUAUCCAGACUCUAUUUGGAUACUGGACUUCUGGCUUGGAAUGGUAAUGGAAUCACUGGUAAUGAAAAUAUACUCAAAUUCAUGAUUGACCUUCCAACCACAGACCAUGUUAUCAAUACCCUAGAUGCUCAACCAAUCCUUGAUUCUGCAGUAAAUGGCCAGCUAACUUUCAUGAUUCAAGUUAGUGGAACAGUCAGAUAUCAAGAUAAGACUCCCAAAACCUUCCAACAGAAUUUCAUUGUGACAGCACAAGGAGAUAAGUGGAAGAUAGUUAGUGAUUGUUUUCGAUUACAAGAACCAUUGAAUUCUCCUAGUAAAUAAGUAAAGCAACAUCAUGGGUUGGGGAUAACAGGAAUACAUAUUCAUUCAAUUCUCUUAGAGAAAAUCAACCUGGAAGAUAAACUUCAAAAUGAUAAUGGUAACAACUAUUUUUUUGUUUCUGUAAAUUUGUAAACAGUUCAAUUUUGGCUGCACUUCAAAAUUGUUUAUGAAUUCAAAUUCUAUAUCAUGAACUAUGGAUACAGACACAUCAAUCAAUAUCCAGUCAAUAAAAGUACCAAUAAAUUGAUUUUUGGACUAUGCAAAAAAUAAUGACUAUGGCUCUUCAAUUUUGAAACACUUUGAAAUCCAGUCAUAGGGCAAUAAUCUGUAAGUACACACUCAAAAACAUCAACAAGACCUGCUGUCACAAACAAAAAGCAGCAGAGUGUCUCUUACAAAUUUGGUUCUUCUGGUGGCAAAUUAUUGGCAUCAAGAUCAGGGAUACCCCCCACAGCCCCUUCUUCAUUUUCAACUCCCAUGGGGCCAUCAGAUGGCAUAACCGGUUGGGCCAUAGAAGAAGAGAUAGGAUUGCCUCUAGAAUCCAAUUCCAGGGCAGGGUCUGCAGUAGCUUCUGCUAGGUUUGUCACACUUUUGGACUUCACACAUUGAAAGUCCACAUGACGACUUUUUGCUUCUUCUUUUUCCCAUGACAUAUGGAUGAAGGGCCGCUGGACAUAAUUGUAAAUCACUUCUGCUCUACCACCUGGUCUUUUCUUCACUUUUUCUUUGUAAGUUGGAUAUCCUGUGAUGUAAAUUACAACUCAGCAAGACAUUGAUGAGACAUUGUCCUUUACAUGAGAUUAUUUUAAAAUUAAGGUUGGUAGAAUUGAUGACAAAAUGAUAAGCAAAACAAAAAAAAAGUGAACCAAUAAAAACUAAAUAAACAGGCUGUUUUGACAGCUUUCAAGAGCUAGUUCUAGAGGUCACUGACUUACUGAAAAUAACACAUAAGGCCGAAAAGAAAAUGGUUCAAGAAACAAUUUGAGAAAAUAUUCAUCUUCUGCAUUAUUGAGUGACAUUACCUUCUAUUCCCAGUCUGAUUUUC